AUGCACUUAAACAUCAUUAACUUGGAGCUUCAAGGUAAAGGAAAAACUAUUAUUGAGAUGAUUAGCGCAGUAAACGCAUUCAUAAGUAAAUUGCAACUUAUGGUAGGUCAACUGAAAAGAAAGGAUCUGAAAGAUUUUCCGUCUUUGAAAGCAAUGAUUCCUCAGUUGAAUCAUGAUACGUAUGAGGCUAAAUUAUCAAAUAUUUUGGAACAAUUCGAAAUGCGUUUUUAUGAUUGCAGUAAAUUGGCAAAUAUAGCAUCAUUUAUGAGUUAUCCUUUUUCAUGUAAAAACCAUGAGGAAUUAGCUACAGAUUAUAUCAGAUAUACAUCUCAAAGCUACAGCAUCUGA
Molecule: messenger RNA, 348 nt
Organism: Chilo suppressalis (striped riceborer)
Lineage: Eukaryota; Metazoa; Arthropoda; Insecta; Lepidoptera; Crambidae
Source: the annotation of a GenBank genome assembly